UUCAGUAGGCGACAUUAAAUAUUGGAAGAAUUCUGCUCGGGGAACAAAUCACUAGCUCCUUGGUGAAGGUUACAUUCUGUGUGGCUGGAUUGUACCAUAUGUUAUGAGAACAUGGACCCUUACCAAAAGGAAGAUGUACCCAGCUCACUGUGCUGUUUCACUGUGCUCGUACUGCUCGUGCAGGGUCUCGGUCUCACCGCGGUAAUCUUGGUUGCCGUGUGGAUGGGUCACUACCUUGGGGGAUUCGCAUGGUCUGAGGACCCGGCCCGACAGUUUAACUAUCACCCGGUGUUUAUGGUGAUUGGAAUGAUAUUUUUGUAUGCGGAUGCUAUCCUUGCCUACCGAGUGUUCCGCAACAUCAACAAGCUGUACGUAAAGAUCGUACACGCAGGCUUGCAUGUAGGGGCCCUGAUUUUCUCCGCAGUUGGCCUGAAGGCGGUGUUUGAUUUCCACAACCUGAGUAAUAUACCGAACCUGUACAGUCUUCAUAGCUGGAUCGGGCUGACGACGGUGGUCUUGUUUGGUCUUCAGUGGGUCUGCGGCAUCGUGUCAUUUCUGUUCCCCAAGCUGAGCUACGGCGCCCGCACUCGGUACAUGCCACAACAUGUGUUCUGGGGGCUCGCCAUAUUCGGGCUUGCUGUCGGAGCGGCACUCACAGGCAUCAUGGAAAAGGCUUGGUUCAUGAACUUCGGGAAAGGGUCGACAUUCAAGUACAGUGAACUACCAGCUGCUGGUGCGGUUAUCAACUGCCUGGGCGCAGCGAUUAUCAUCAUGGCGAUUCUUGUGUUCUACCUUGUGACAAGACCGGAGUACAAGCGUCCCAAAGGCCCAGAGGAAGAAGAGCACAUUCAGCUCUCCACUAACUGAUUUUAAAGAGUAUUCAAGGACAAAUUUGAAGAGUAUUCAAGGGGAAAUAAGUCAUUGGAGAGUCAACUAUGGGAUAUAAAACUGCUUAUGUUGGAAUCAUUAUUUUUUUAAAUUAAUAUUUUUGGAAGAUUGUUUUUUGGUAAUUAUAUUUUAGUCAUGUUUUAGCCCAGUUGAAGUAGAAACUUGUUAUGUACCCUUAUUCCAAGAGAAUUCAAAUUAUAUAACUGUAAUAUUGAUACAGAUGGAUGGCAUUGACUUACACCUGUAAAGGAUUAAUAAGCUAUAAUAUUGACAUAUAUAUUUUCUUUUCAAAGUUUAUCUGAAUCCAAAUGUGUGUUGUGUGAUUUUUUAGCCGAUACAAUGUUCGUUUGAAAAAAAGAUAAUAGCUGUUGUAUGAAUUGUAUUUUUAGAAAAUUUCCUGCUGGCCUAUAAUAGACAGCAUAGCUUUGCCAGGAUAGUUCAGAUCAAGAUUCAAAACAUUGAUAAUCGCUGUUAAACUAUUGAUAUUAAAAGUCUUUGUUGUAAUUUGGUGCUAAAUCCGGCUAAAAAGGCAAUCCAUUGAAAGGUAUGUCAUUUGUUAUGACUUGGUUAGAUAUGGGGCCAAGUUCACUGGUUGUUGUCUUUGAUUAUUUGAUUUUGUUGUGUCGCUUAUAUUGCAUUUAAUCAUGCUUCUUUACCAGUCUUGAUUGUGUAUGAAAUAGAGUAUAUUGAUACAUGAAAUAUUCAAUAGUAGAGUGGCAUUCAUUCUUGACUUUUGGUGUAUAGCAAAUGCAAGAAAAAAAAAUUUAAACAUGACACUGAGAUAUUUGUUUUUAUGCCCCCACAAAGUGGCGGCAUAUAGGGUUGCCCUUGUCCGUACGUACGUCUGUACGUACGUACGUCCCGAAGAUUGUUUCCGAUCUAAUUCUUGAAAACCGUUUGUCCAAUCCUCACCAAACUUUAAAUACAUGUUUGUGACCAUAAUAUCUUGAUCAAGUUCGAUAGUCAUGGAAAUCGCUUUAGUCAUUUAGGAGUUACGGCCCUUUUUUGCCAAAAAUACUUCAAAAAUAUAUGUUUCCAAUCUAAUUCUUGAAAAGUAUGUGUCCAAUCCUCACCAAACUUUACAUACAUGAUUGUGACCAUAAUAUCUUGAUCAAGUUUGAUAGCCAUGGAAAUCGCUUUUGUCAUUUAGGAGUUACGGCCCUUUAUUUGCAAAAAAAGACUUGAAAAAUACGUCCCGAAGAUUGUUUCCGAUCUAAUGCUUGAAAACUGUUUGUCCAAUCCUCACCAAACUUUUAACACAUGUUUGUGACCAUAAUACCUUGAUCAAGUUCGAUAGCCAUGGAAAUCGCUUUAAUCAUUUAGGAGUUAGGGCCCUUUAUUUCCCAACAAUACUUAAAAAAUAUCUUAUCCGAUCUAAUUUUUGAAAAGGAUUUGCCCUUGUGCAGAUUAUCCUGAAUAAUCAUUAUGGCUUAUUUUCUGUGACAAAAAAUCGAAGUGGGGGCAUCCGUGUCCUAUGGACACAUUUCUAGUUGGUUGUUAAAUAGCAUCGUGAAUAGGUCUACAGUGUAGUUCUCUUACCAAAGAGGUUGUGGGUUUAAGCUCCACCUGGUGCAUUUCCUUAUGUCCUCUUGGAGAUUAAUGUACUCCUUUAUACAAUUGAAACAUAUGGGGCCAUAUUACAGAAGUACCUUGGGGUAAAAUUGUACCUUUCCUUAAAGUCAACAAUUUCGUAUUUAUUUCACAGAUAGAUUUAAUUUGAUAAUAUUUUAUUGCAUGAAAAUGCAUGAGACAAUGAGAAUAUCAUUGCACUGUUUAACACAAGAUUUAAACCAUCAUGAUAAAAUCAAGCAUACAAAAGGGAUUGGGCCACGAGUUCUGCCAUCAUCAGUUACGGCCCUUUCACUGGUAGAUAAUGUUAUGCUUCAUGUACAUUCUGCAGUAGAGAAACUUCCACAAUUUUCAAUUUAUAGAAAAUAUUUUUUCGAGAAAUACCGGUAUAACAAUUCCAUAUUUACACUUAAGUAAAAAUAAGAAUUUUCUAAAAAUGCUUCUGUAAUAUGGAUCCUGUAUCCAAACUUGCGUGGAUGCUUUAUCUUGAAAUCAGGAUUGGGAGCUUUCAGUUUUUGACUAUCGUACAAUUCAUAAGUUCGCUUUUUUGCUGAGAAUUCGUAUGAUUUGUAGCAUGAUUGUAAGAAGUACCUUGAAAUGAGUAUAAAUGGCUUUGGAAACAAUUUCACCAGGGGUCUAAGCUCCAAUCCCUGCCUUGAAUCUGAAUCUCUCAUACACAAAUUAAUAGCAAUAAAAUUGGCAUUAUGCGGAGUUAAAUUUCUCCUGUUUUUAUAAAGGGUUUCCUAAGCCUUUUUGAAACUACUGAACAGUUGUUAUUUGUUUUCCCAUCAUGGUGUUGUGUUAUGCGUCCUUAGUAAUAGUAAGUGUUUAUUAUUGAACUCCUAAAUGAUUAAGUCCGCAAGCCGGCUGCAGCUCUGUGCAAAAUGUUACGAAGACCAAAAAUAAAUGCUAACUUUCUUAGUGUUCAGUGCUAGAUGUCUAUCGAAUGCCUCUUUCCUACCAAGCUUUUAAUUAACUGACUUAAUAAGACCAGUUUAUGACUUAAUGGAAAUUUGGCUUUUUAUCAUUACUAUCAAUGAAAAGUUAGCAGUUGUAACUUGCUUUAUGUGUUUUUGGUUGUUAGAGCUCUUCUUAAUAAUAAAAUGUAAAUCUGUCCGGCAAUCCCAUUUGCGUGGGCUUGAUUACUAAUCUAAGAUAGCAUUUAUCAGUCUUACUAAAAAAUCAUAAAUGAAACUUUUAUUAACUCUCCUGAAGAUGAUAAAAAAGUACUGUCAUUUUAUCAAACAUUUUUGUAGUAUGUGAAUAUUUCAGAUCAUAAAGUAAUGUAAAAGUUUAAAUAUUAAUUUAAGGGAUAGAAAAGCUUAAUAAUGAACAAUAUCAUUAUAUCUCCUUGAUUCACUUUUUUUGGAGAAAUUGUUUAUUUCUGUUGAAUUCCAUUUGCAUUAAUCUAGUAUUACCACAUUACCAUUAUAGGAUCAUAUGCUGUAAAAAGCCUUAGUUAGGCCACUAUUAAAAAUGCUUUGUUUGUCUAUACCAACCCACAUGAUAGGUAGGUAUGUAGGUGGUAGGAAUUUUUUGUUAUGCUUCCUUACCCCUUAAUUCGUAAUGAAAAAAAUGACAACUGGCGAUCCUAGAACAAAUUUUGGCUUGCAGGCCAAACAAACAAAAUUUUGCCGCCUUAUUGUAAGGCUUUAAGGCUGUAAGGUUUUGUUUUAAAUUGAUACAAACACCAGUUAUUCCAUGAUUGUCAUUAGUAAUACAAAAUUCAAGUAGAAAUGUACAAUUAAGUCCUGUAGUCCAUUAAAGGUAUUAUAUUCCGACUUCAGAAAAUACAGCACAAAGUUUGUAUUACAUAUAUGGAGUCAUCAAAAAUCACUCUAUAUUUUUGCUUUUUUUUUCGGUGAUAUUACACAUUACAUACAUGUAUGGUUUAUUAUGUGCAAAUUGUUAAUGUUGCUCACUUGUUUUAUUUGUGUAUAAUAUUUUAAUUUCUACAGAAAUGUCUCUAUUUAUUUGCUUGUAUUAUAAAAUAAAACCUGUAUGUCAAUUAUUGAUUAUAGAAACCCAUCAAUAAAUGUUUUAUAAUAUUUUUCGUACGUUCAAAUUUGUAUUUAUUAUGUUUAUAAGCUCAUCCAUUGUUCAAAGGAAAAAGUCAUGGUAUUGUCAAUAUGCUGAGGUUAACUUAAACCAUUUUUCAUAUUCAACUGACAUGUAGGAUACAUUAUACCAGUGACAAUGUGCAUGUGUGUGUGCGUGCGUGCGUGCGUGCGUGCGUGCGUGCGUGCGUGCGUGCGUGCGUGCGUGCGUGUGUGUGUAUUUCAAAGGGACUUGUUCACUUUCUAUAGGGUCAGACAUUGACAAAAAAUAUUUGUUUGAAAUUGAACAAAAUGCUUGUUCAACUAAGGGAUUAAUUGUUUAAACAAAUAUUGAAAACAGUGGUUCUAAUGAAAGAUACAGUGUUAAAUUUGGAUGAAAGGUACAGAAAACACGGUAUUUCUACCUUAUGAGACUAUCAUUGAUCUCCAUAAAUCUUUUAGGACCCACCAGUCAUUUAAUAUUUGUGUGUUUUCAGCUAUUAAAUACACGGUUACAAUCUUGUUAUCAGUAAUGGAUAUUUUCCAUGAAAUGAUAAAUGCAUUAUUUAGUAAGAAGUUAAAGGUUUUUCACUCAAAUUCAAAUUCAAACAUUUAUUGCAUGAAUGCCUCGAGCCCAUAUACACACACUCAAUAAUUUGGGAUUGUUAUAUUGAUUAUAAAUAGGAGUAUCACUUAAACAGGUCAUGAAAAAUGUGCUUUAUUUUGCUAAAAAGCGUGGGUAACGCUUUUGAAAUUGAAAAAUUUCAGGCUCAAAAUUGGAUAUUUCUGUUUAUAUGAGUAUCUGCCAGCUGCUGUUUGGCGCUUGUUCAUAAUCUUAUGUAAAAUAACACACUUUAAACAAAUUUAAAAAAUAAUUGCCAAUAUAAAAAUUUGUGAACAAGUCCCUUUAAAGUUUAUACUUGUGAUGGAAUUAUAAUUCAAAUAUGCCCCGCUUACUGUGAAAAACAAAGAAAAUGAUUGCAUGUCUUUUGGGUGCUAUGUUUGAAAUUUAUUUCUUGAAAUUUAUAUCAAAUAUUAAAGAUAUUAAUAUAUUACAUAAAAUAAGUCCUUUAAAUUUUGGUGUCUACAACAAUGCAACGUUUUUAUAUGAAAUAUACAAAAUAAUGCUCUUUGAAAUAUAACUAGUUCUUGCAUUGCUAUUGCUGUGUAUGCUCAUUGAAAUAAUGAUGGUUUCCGCAGUGCAAUGCUCCUUAAAUAAGUUAAGCUUCCACAAUGCAAUGCAUUGUAAAGCAAUUUAUAUUUUAAGGAGCAUUGUGUUGUUAAAGAAGAGACUAAUUUGACUGUGACUGGCAGAAAUGAGUCUUAAAGUAACAUUUGGAAUUGCCUAGUUGUGGCAUCAGAUCAAAUACAUUAUUAAAAAACAAAAAGCCUAAACUAUCUUAAAUUUCCAUGGAAAUUAAAUGCAUGUCCUGUCAUGGGGGCUACCAUUUAACUUUUAAUCACUGGAAGCCACGAUUUCAAAUUUCUCUGAUAAUGUCAAAUUUAAUAAGACCUACUUUUGUUUGUGGUGGUUAAAUUAUUGAGGCAUUUAUUUAAAAUCUUUUAUUUUUAAUACCUUUAGUUGGUGUAUGACAAAAAAGAAAGUGUAUUAAACCUGUGUAGAUGCUUGUUACUUGCCUGCAUGCAUGUUGUUGUUUUGGACCAUUAUCUUAAGUUCUGACUUGAUUAAAAAUGUGCAAUAUUUUGAAGUUCUGAAAGGGAAUUUCGAUAUAUGAUGUUUAAGUGUGUUCAUAUAAUUAUCAUGCUUGUUUAAAUGAAGAGACAAAAAUUGUUGUAUUUUUGCUUUAUGUUGUUUUAUAUAUAUUUUUUAACCAUUUAAAUUAUAAGUACUUGAACACCUGUUCAAGUUUAUUUAAAUUUGUUGCUGAAAUAAAAACUACAAAGAAAUAAAAGAAAAGGUUUUUCAAAAACAUUAUGAUUUAUAACUUUUUUAAUUCACAAUGCAUUUGCAUAUAUCCGUGUAACAUUCUGUGCUUAAGAUGUAAUAUUUAUUUUCAUAUAUUUGCAGAGGUUUAGUUUAAACAUAUUUUUAUUCUACAUUUAUAUCAAACAUCAGAUUACACAUUAUAUGUUGUACAAUCGUUAACAUGAUGAAUUGAAACAGCUUAAAAUGAAACCAAAAUUGAUAAUGGUUCUUUCCAUACAUACAUGUAUAACUUAUGGGAUAUUUUUAUUUCUGUUAGAAGAUAUUUAGGAAAUUGGUGGAGAUAAUGUCAUAAGUACCAAAACCUUGCUUUUAAUAACCAUAAUUACUAAUAAUGAAAUAAAACCAGAAAGUUA
Messenger RNA from Mya arenaria, 6794 nucleotides. RefSeq names its product transmembrane ascorbate-dependent reductase CYB561-like. Gene Ontology annotation, molecular function: oxidoreductase activity. Bases 112 to 867 code for a protein of 251 amino acids. The transcript has 5 exons. NCBI's taxonomy places the organism in Eukaryota, Metazoa, Mollusca, Bivalvia, Myida, Myidae. The record is from RefSeq and is a predicted model, not a curated record.